Messenger RNA from Exaiptasia diaphana, 3139 nucleotides. RefSeq names its product aldehyde dehydrogenase family 16 member A1. The record is from RefSeq and is a predicted model, not a curated record. The transcript is spliced from 12 exons. Lineage: Eukaryota; Metazoa; Cnidaria; Anthozoa; Actiniaria; Aiptasiidae. The coding region runs from base 63 to 2594 and encodes 843 amino acids. Gene Ontology annotation, molecular function: oxidoreductase activity, acting on the aldehyde or oxo group of donors, NAD or NADP as acceptor.
ACGAGGCCAUUGCAGUGAAGGUUAUYCUGUGRAGUUAAUUAAGCUGUGUUUAUCACGUGAAAAUGUCUUCUAAAACGAAAGUUGUCACUGUCACUAACGGAUCUGCAGAAGGACCUGUUCCCAAACGAACGCGAUUGAACAAAGAUCCAGUKAUUUCWGAGAUCUUCCAAAGUUUGGAGUAUGGWCCAGCUCCAGAAGCUCCAAGUGGUGUGAAUGCUUGGUUAGAUAAACAUGGACGSUCGUUUGGUCAUUUUAUYAACGGCAAAUGGGUAAAACCCAAAGGAAGAAAGACUUAUGAAUCCAAAAAUCCAGCUACAGGUGAAGUUCUUGCAUCAACAACUCAAGGUGAACAAAAAGAYAUUGARCAAGCAGUUGCAGCAGCAAAAGAAGCAUUCCAAUCAUGGAGCAAGACUUCAGGUCAUGUGCGUGCACGUCAUAUCUACAGUAUUGCACGCCAUGUGCAGAAACAUGCAAGGUUGAUUGCCGUCCUAGAGAGUAUGGACAAUGGCAAGCCRAUAAGAGAGACUCGUGAUUGUGAUAUCCCUAAUGUCGCUCGRCACCUGUAYCAUUAUGCAGGAUGGGCUCAGCUUAUGGAGACAGAAAUGAGAGGUUGGAAGCCAAUAGGAGUUGUUGGAGGUAUUGUACCUUGGAACUUCCCCCUAAUGCUUCUCUGCUGGAAGGUCUGCCCAGCCAUUGCCAUGGGUAAUACUGUUGUUCUAAAGCCAGCCACCUACACYCGUCUCUCUGCUCUUCUUUUUGCUGAGAUUUGUGCUGAGGCUGGGCUGCCUCCAGGUGUCUUCAAUGUUGURACUGGUAAUGGUGCCUUUGGUAGCAGUCUYGCCACCCACCCUGAUGUGGACAAAGUUGCAUUUACUGGGUCAACAGAGGUUGGCAAAGUGCUCCGUCAAGUGACAGCAGGAACAGGAAAGAAACUUUCCCUUGAGCUUGGAGGGAAGUCUCCUUUUGUUGUUUUUGACACUGCUGACCUGGACAGUGCAGUUGAGGGUGUGGUGGAUGCAAUAUGGUUUAAUCAGGGACAGGUCUGCAGUGCUGGUUCAAGGUUAAUUGUGCAAGAAACAUGUGCAUCUCAAAUGAUACUCAAACUAAAGGAGCGCAUGUCGCACCUUCGUCUUGGAGAUUCGCUUGACAAGUGUGUUGACAUGGGAACCUUAGUUGACCCACAGCAUCUGAAAUCAGUAGCAAAGUAUGUUGAAGAAGCUCAAGCUGAAGGAGCUGAGGUCUAUCAAAAUUAUGCCUACAAGCCUUCCAGUGGAUGUUUCUAUCCACCAACACUGAUUACCAAUGUUCAACCUGUCUCAAAGAUUGUUAUUGAAGAGGUUUUUGGCCCUGUUCUUGCUGUCCUGACYUUCAGAACWCCCAAAGAAGCCAUCGCAAUWGCAAACAACACUAACUAUGGCCUUGGUGCCAGUGUUUGGAGUGAAAAUCUGUCUUUAUGUCUUGAAGUAGCCAUCAGUCUUAAGGCUGGUGCUGUGUGGGUUAAUGGACACAAUCUCUUUGAUGCUGCAGCUGGAUUUGGUGGAUACAGGGAAAGUGGGUAUGGACGUGAUGGAGGCAAAGAGGGUUUGUAUGAAUAUGUCUCACCUUCUUGGCAAGACAGACCACAUCCUGAUGUAAGUGACUUUGAUGUCAAGACGUUUGGAGCUAUGGUGCCAGCAUCAGUUAAAAAUCCCAAUGAAAAUCCUGUGAAAGUUAGUGAUGUUGGCAAGAAACCAAGUAUUGAUCAUACCUACAAGAUGUACAUUGGAGGAGCCCAGAAAAGACCUGAUGGAAACUACUCUAACCCRAUAGUUAAYACCUCAGGGGAGGUUAUAGCACAGGUUGCUGAUGGGAAUAGAAAGGACAUCAGGGAUGCUGUGGAAGCUGCRCAUAAAGCUGCUCCAGGAUGGGGUAAGAGAGCUGCACAUAAUAGAGCACAGAUAGUAUACUACAUGGCUGAAAACCUGGAGAUGAGACAUAAUGAGAUAGCACAGCGAUUAACAGAUAUGACAGGAUGUUCUCUUGAUGAAUCCAAAGCCGAGGUGGAUGCCACCAUUGAGAGAUUGUUUCAUUAUGGAGCAUAUGCUGAUAAAUAUGGUGGAACAGUACAGGAAACACCAUUCUAUGGAGCCACAGUUAAAAUCCAUGAGCCUGUUGGAGUAAUUGGCAUUGCAUGUCCAGAUGAGUCACCAUUACUGGCAUUUGUAUCACUGCUUGCUCCAGCUGUUAUAAGGGGAAACACUGUCAUUGUGGUACCCAGUGAGAAAUAUCCACUUGUUGCAUUGGAUAUGUACCAGGUAUUUGAUACGUCRGACCUUCCUGCAGGAGUCGUCAAYAUCGUCACUGGUAACCGUGAUCACCUUACCAAAUACCUUACAGAACACCAAGAUGUCCAAUCCAUGUGGUACUUCGGCACUCCAGAGGGCAGCAAAUUUGUUGAACAUGCCUCAGCGGUUAAUGUCAAGCGUACCCUGGURAACUAUGGUUUGGCCAGGAAUUGGCUGGACAAAGAUCAGGGUCAGGGGGAGGAAUUCCURUAUCAUGCMACUGAGUGCAAGAACAUUUGGCUCCCAAUGGGUGACAUAUUUGCCAAUUGAACACUAGRGAAGGGCUGAGUCAUGCRAGUUUGCCUUUGGGGGUAGGGGUGGGUCAUGUGAUGUAUUAUCGAGUUGAACCUCUGGUUUAGGGGCUAUUUUCAAUCACUAAUCACUUUCCAUACUGAGGUAGCACCUCAAUGGGGGUAGGAUCUUAUUGUAAAUCCGCAGGUUGAAUUGUACCUUUCCAUGAAAAAGUUCAUAAUUUGAUACUAACUACUACUCUUACACAGAACGUAGUAUGAAACUAGCCUCCUCCACAGCCGUCACAUGACUGAGAGUCACGGGGUUCCUGUCUAUUUCUUGAAGCCAGAAGAUUCUUCUUUUUCCUUUCUAGUUACUUGWCCUUUGCGGUCAAGAUAACCAUUACAAAGGAAUCCCGAAGAAAGGAAAAAACAGUUGCUUGGGGAGAAGGCUAGUAUAAAGCUACGCAAUGAAGUAGAGAUAUUUUAUAAUAUAUUUUGAAUAACAACUAUUUUUGAGUGUUUUCUUCUGCAUAGUAUGUAUUUAGCAUUUCUUUUGGGGAAAAGAUGAGUCAUAAUAUUGUA